UCACGAAAUUUCUGAUAGAUUACGAGAACCUGGCCGCGCUGUUGAAAUGGACCGAAGAAGAAAAAAUGGACCACCUGGGGCAACAUGUGUCUUUGAGCCUGGGACGGGACAUAAUGGCCAUCGUAGCCGCAAGCCAAUCCUGGAAGGAAACCCGGGAUGUGAUGAUGAGAAAGUACCUAGCAGCAGAGAAGAUGGCUACGGAGGCCGACUUAGCGGCAGUCCAAAGGAAGAACUUCUCGACGUACAAUGACUUCCUACGGGAGUUUACUCUGGUAGCACUAAGGAUCCCGGGGGUAACGGACCGAAUAAUGAGCAAAUACUUCCUUAGGCAGUUCUCCGAGUUCGACAAAGACAAGAUUAUGUCGGCCUACCAGCAAACGAGUAAGUUCGUAAAUACCAGGGAUGUUGAUUUUAGCACAGUAACGGAUCUGGUCGAGAAAACAGUAGUAACCGAGACAUUGGCCUUGCUUAAGGAAGGGGAGGUCAUAGACCUGACCGGAAGAACAGGCGACAAGGUUAAGAAGGGGAUCGAAAGUCUACAUGAACGGGUGCACGGAGUCGACAACAAGAUUGAAAGGAUGGAGAGCGCACUAUUGGUUAUGCAGGCGCAAGUAUCCCGACCCCCCCUCCCUCCGCAGGUAGCCGUAGUUCCGCCGGGUGUAGCCAAUCGGGGAUUUGGACGAAGAGAUCCGGCUAAUGAGCAGUGCAGAUACUGCACCGCGAUGGGACAUUAUGUGCGCGCAUGUCCAAAACUCAACCAUGAUAUAUUAAAAAGGAGAUGUACCAGGUCGUUAAAAGGGGAGUUAUUCGGACCGCAAGGAGAACGAGUGAAUUGGAACUCGCCACGGGGAAUGCGGCGAGCCAUUAUCAUGCUCAAUGGGCUAGAGAUAGCGGCCGUAGAAGCUGAGCCGGUGGUCGAUAUCAUCUGGGAACAGCUGCGGGGUCGUGGGCCGCAGGUCAACUUCAUUUUGGAAAACGACGAACGUGAUAGGGUGAACCCGACUACUCGGUUAGGAACGGCCGGAAGAAGGAUUAUCCGUGACACCGUGAUAGAGGAGGUUGUUGGGAGUUUCGUACCCCAGGCAGAACCUGAGGCAGAGGAGCCGGAGAAAGUCUAUGGAAAGCCUAGGGAAGAGGAGCCUGCGGACAAGGUUACCGCUACCCCAGGCAGAACCUGAGGCAGAGGAGCCGGAGAAAGUCUAUGGAAAGCCUAGGGAAGAGGACCCUGCGGACAAGGUUACCGCUGCCAAGAAGA
Molecule: messenger RNA, 1255 nt
Organism: Chara braunii
Lineage: Eukaryota; Viridiplantae; Streptophyta; Charophyceae; Charales; Characeae
Source: the annotation of a GenBank genome assembly